Molecule: messenger RNA, 24593 nt
Organism: Porites lobata
Lineage: Eukaryota; Metazoa; Cnidaria; Anthozoa; Scleractinia; Poritidae
Source: the annotation of a GenBank genome assembly
GUUUCAUUAUUUCCUGAAUUGUGGUCAGUUAGCCGCGAGAAACUGCCGAAAAGAUAAAGCUUGUGCGAGGUGCCAGUGAGGACUGGCUGUAGAUCAGCUAAUUACCUAGUUUCGUCUUCGCGAAAUCGACGCAGAGAAAAUCGUGAAAGAGCAUUUUACAACAUUCAAUCCUUCACGUCUGAAUAUGGAUUGCGUGGGACCAAGGUAAGUUUCAUUUCCAAAAAAAGAGCAUUGUACGUCUAGUAUUUAUGGCAUGGCGUGUUUUUCUAUAGACAAUAAUAUUGUCCGGCUAAUAGACGGCUUUGUUUUGCUUUUAGAGGUAAGCACAUUGCAAAUAUAAGUAAUAUGCUUCAACCGGUAUUGUCUCUGUUCAAUAAUUUUCGCUGUAAAACUGUAAUUAAUCUAUAAUGAAACCAUUUUUUUGUAAAGAACGCCUUUCUUGAGGCAUGAAUUGGUGAUGCCUGAAUAUUAUAGUCAUUAUAGCAAACGUUUUGGAAUCUUGAAAAUGUAUUGACUUUUUCGGUAUAUUUUGUGCUAAAUAUUGCAUCUGGUAUCCGUUAGGUUUAAGCUUUAAACACCUCUGUCUGCUAAAAACAUUCCCUGCUAGCAGAGGUCUCUCACGACGAGGCAUUGUCGUGAGAGACCUCUGCUAGCAGGGAACUAAAAACAUUUCACGCGUUGUGAAAACAAAGAUAAGGAUUUUUUAUAGUUCACUACACAUUAGUUGUCUUUAGUCCAGCUUGUGAUAUUAUUGUUAGUGCCCUGUGGGAAAUUGUAAAUAAACGUGUUUAUUUUGCCAAUUUUUUUGGAUUUGCCAGUAAUCUCGAAAAGUUUGUUGCUGUGUGGGAUUUUGAACCAUCCAAAAAAGAUGAAGUGGCAUUAUCAAAGGUAAAAUUGAGUUUCUUUUACACUGGGACUUUGUCGCGUUGCAGUAGACUGAGAAAUUUAUUUUCUUAUUAUGGAUAUUUAUUAACGGAAACAUAAUGCUAUUUAUAACAAGCUAUUGUAGUUUCUGAGUGAAUUCAAGUGGUGUGUCGACCAUGGGAGAUUGACAACCUUUUAGAUCUGAGUAUGGGUAUGAGAUUUAUGACAAGUAUAUAUGAUGGAAUUACAAAGCAGUGAUUUCCUCGGAACCCCAGGGGAGGAGGAAGUAUAUUCUCCUAUACAGCUAUUUCGAGAAAGGUUGUCUGAAAAAGUGCAUGCGACAAUCCUGAAAGGUAUUGUUGGUGGUUUUAAGUUCACCGUGCUUCAAAGAAAUUUGCGAGCAUGGCAUGAGAGACCAUGGACUUACGUUUGCGUUUGCUAAAGGAAAGCAACAAAAGUAAGUUCGACAGUCACAGUUUCAGGAACAGUGUAUCGAUCAUAUCCCAUAUUACCUUUUGGGAUUGUCGCGUACACAUUUUUUCCGACAACCUUUCUCGAAAUAGCUGUAUGCAUGUAAGCUACACUGGUAAAGUACAGCCCUAAUAGGGUGUAGUUUUUGACUUCUUAUAUUGAGAAUUGGUCUCAACCAUUUGGGUCUGAAGUAGGGUAAGGUUUUAUGCUCUCUGGAAUCAGAGGCUGGAACUGGGUAUGGUGUUUUGGCAUCAUUUCUCUCUUAAGCCUUUUUAGUGCCAAUAUGUACAUACAAAUUUUCCAGACCAAUGUCCAUACAUUUCCUUAGAGAAUAUAAUCAGUUAAGAGAAUUUUAAAGGAGAUUAAAGCAUUUUCGCUAUUAUGAUCGUGUUGUUCACUCUCAUAACCAUUUCUCUUUGUGAUGCCAAGAUAUUGUUAGGAGAAACUUGAUUUUGGUCGCUCUUGGAGUGCGUUCCUUUGAGAUCAUCCGGAUCAAGAUCAGUGAUCUGAGGUCACUCGGAUCAUGGUAGAUCAAAUGAACAGAUGAAUCCACUCUGGACAAGGAUUCAUCAGUUCAUUUGAUCUACCAUGAUCCGAGUGAUCUUGGAUCACUGAUCCUGAUCCGGAUCAUUCCAAAGGAACGCACCCUUGGGUUUUAACAGUGAUUUAGGUCUGAAAUAGGUAGCGUACUGCAGAGCCUGAUCUGAAGUUUAAUGGGGUACUUCCCCUUCUCAAUUUCCUAUGUUUUCUUGCCCUAAUUUUAUGAGUCAUGAUAAUAGAUAUUAAGGACUAGGAGACGAAGGAAAAUAGGAAUUAAACCUACAAUUCGUGACAUUAGAACUUGGGUCAAUGGAAUUGCCAACAUUGACAUGUUGUGCUUGACUUCCUUUUCUCUCUACCUUUCAAUGUUAGCCUCGAAAAUAUUAGAGAAAUCCACCAAAACAUAAAAAAGGAGAAAGACAGGUACCAGAGCUAUAUGGCCUAAGUUAGGUGUCCUUGAUUGUAGGUUUAAACCAUUUUAACCUGAAUUUCAUUUUGACCUUUUGCACAUAUGCCACAAAGAUAUUUUGUCAAAGCAUAGCAACCCUGUGCUUAAGUAAUUCUCUCCUGACAGUAUUGUUAAUUUUGUGAUAGGGAGAUGUUGUGUUUGUGUUAAAGAAGUAUAAAGAUGGUUGGUACAGAGGAAUAAGAUACAGAGGAUACCAGGUAUAUUUGUAGUAGCUACGUAGAGGUACUGGAAGAUAAUGUCAGAGUGACAGGCUGACAUUGAAGCAUCCUUGCUUCUAAUCAAAAGCUGCAAAGUCAAACAAAAUCAAAAAAUGGUGUACAAUCAUGUCUUGCAACAUAAAAAAAAAACAUGUAAAUCUCAGGCAUCCAUAAAUUAUAAAGAAACAGUACAUGUAGAUAUAUCAUAGUGAAUACACAAUCAGCCAGUGUUUAUAAUUAUAUUAACCCCUUGUCUACCAAGGACGUAUAUAUUAUACGUCCUUUGUGAGGUCACUCAGCGACCUAGAAUGUAAAUAUACAUCCUCAGACAAAUGAAUUUACCAACAACCUGGUCGUUCGAGUUGUCUUGAAUAAAUAAACUUCUGCUGUAGAGAAAUGGUUGCCAGUUGCUGGGUGUAUUUGGCUCUGGUAGGCAAGGGGUUAAAUUUGUUCCAAAAGGAAAUUCAUAAGACAGCUGCUUGUUAAUUUCGCCUGCAGAAAAAGAGCUAACCACUGGGUCAAAUUGUAAUGCCAUAAAACAAAGACAACACGGGUAAUUUGAGGGUCUGCAGUUAAAAAGCCAGCUUGACUGAUAAAGAAGCCUGAUUGUAGCUUUAUCCUACUAGCUACAUCCCUGAAAAUUCAGCUUUGUAGCAACUAACAAAAUACCUUUCCAAAUUGUCAUUAGGCUGGAUGUUUUCCUGGGAAUUUUGUUGUGAAGGACUCUGAUAAAGCUGAAAAUAUCGAAUGGUAGGUUAGACAAUUAUUUUGAAAGAGAAGAAAAUGUUUUUUUUUCAUUUUUAGCUCCCUGUCAACUAUCCUGCAUUAUAGUGGAGCCCUGAUGUGUUGCACAUGGAGUAGGGUGUCUUGAAAACAAAGACCGCUAAGAACCCCAAAACCCCCCACGGAAUUACUCAGAACUUCAUUGAAUAGGGUUAGGAGACUGAGUGAAUAAGGUUCCAUUUAAGUCAUUAUACUGGACAAACUGACCUGAAAGUUUGAUUAACUCAGUGUCCUAGCCCUAAUCAAUAAAGUUCAGAGUCAUUUGGUGGGGGAUCUUAGGGGUCUUUGUUUUCAAGACACCCCAUGGAGCACCAUAGGUAAAAUCUACUUAUAUAUCUGUAGACUGUUUUCACACAAUGUUGUGUCCCUAAACAAUAAAAUGGCUGCCAUGUUGGUGUCUCAUAAUCUUGCUGGAAAUAAAACUUUUUGUCAUGUAAACACUUCCUUUUGCCCCAAUUGAUUUGAGCGAGUAGUGAAAACGCUAGCUAUACAUCCAAAAAUCAGAUGUAACUGUACAACUGUCCAAUCCGUCUGUCCAUGUAAACCAAAUGAAUGUGAAAGUUCACACAUAUGCAGAUACAAAAAUGGAACAAAAAAUGCCAUUAUGUCUCAAAGUGAUGUAUGCCAUUCUUGUCAAAGUCAAUUGACAGCUGUCAAAAUGGGGCAUCUGCUGACCUGUAUCACUUGAUGGUAUUGCCUGCUCAGGCCCACAAUCCAUAAAGGCCAUGACAUGAAUCAUAGAGGAGGGUUUAAAAAAAGGCUUGUUUAUAGUGGAAAGUGCACUUAGCUUAUUCAGCUAGUUUACAGGCACUCCACUCAAAUACUUAGAUUUACAAAUAAUUCAAAUACAACAGAUUUCAAAUUCAAAUUCAAUAUAACAGGAUUAAAAACCCCAACUGGCAAGAGGCAACGAGUUGGUUAUUUACAAGCGUGGCCGAGAAUUUGAGCUCGGGACGACCGAGAACAAAUCCAGCAAGUCGCCAGAGUGGGACUCGAACCUGGGACCACCGGAUAGCGAGUCUGACUCACUGACCUUUUUGCCACACUACCUCCUUUUAGAUCCCCACCCCACUGCCUUUAUCAUAAAGUUCCACUUUAUUUUUAAACUGUUCUUUUACAGUUUUUGGCCUUCUAAGACCCCCAUCCCCCCUUGAAAUGCCUGACUAGUUAUCCUGUUUAGAGUUGGAAUGGAUAUUUUCUGAAACAACACAAUGCCUGCUUUAUUAGGCAACGCUCUAAAAAAAUUGAAUGGAGCUGUGAAAACCAGGAUACCCAACAUAGGGUGUCUGUGAAAAAAAUGAAGAUUUCGUAGUUGUGCAAGAGCAAAAGUAGGGUACCAGGAGCCACCAGUUGACUCUAGAUAGCAGCCCUGUGCUUUAUGUUAGCAUUUCACCUAUAUUGGUCAUGAUUUGUUUCCUGUUUAUUGAUAUAUAUUUCAGGCAAGAUGCUUCAAAAGAAUUUCUUUCAAAUUCUUCUCCAGCAACAGAGGUUAAUACAAAUAUUUUAGCAGAUUUAGAAAUCAAUCGAGGAAGUAUGACCUCUGAGGGUACAGGAACAGAGGACCAGUAUAAAGAUAUGGAGGAUAGACAGCCGAAUGUCAAUCAAAAUGGAGUGGACAGAUCAGAUUCUCUCAGUAGUGAUAACAGUGGCGGCUUAAGUCCAGGAACAUUUACUUCAUUUCAUGGGCUAAAUAUUAUUGCUGAUUCAAUGUCACGUGAUGGGGCAGGUAAAGAAGCAUUGUUAUUGUUGUCUGUACAUCUUUCCUUGAUCAUUAUCAUUAAUAUGCCUUUCCAUGAUUUUGAACACUAGGCUGUUAAUUUCAAUAAAUGGACGAUUAGGUCAUUUUUGGAACAGGAUGUUGUUAUAUUUUGUUAAUUCAGUGACCAUAAUAAUGACCUGCUCACUCUAAAACAAUGGAAAGGUGUAUUAAGUUGGAUAAUAGUGGUCUUAAGCAACAAUGACGGUAGCAGCUACAAAAAUGCCACUUAAAAAGUGUGUGAAUUCACACUCUUCAAACUUUUUGGGGGUUAUUUCAUCUUGUAAAAUGUUGGCGAAUUUUUCGGGAGUUCAAUUCUAAAGGACUGUAUCAAAGUUCAGGAAAAGAAAAAUAGGGUCCUGUCUUGUUUUCAUGUCCUCCACAAAACGUGAAAUUAGGCAAUUUCAUGGUGUAAUCGCUCAACGACAGCAAAGAAAUGAACAAAAAAGCGUGAUCCGUGUGCAAAGUUGUUGUGCUUAUCUAAUCCCAUUGCUUCUUUUCCAUUCUCGUUGAUGUUGCUGUUGUUGUGGCUUUAGCUCCCUAUUGCUUUGGCUCCUUGGUUGAGGGACGUGGAGAGGAAGCUGUUCUGUUUGAAACCUUUUUUGUUUUUAGGCUUAAGGUUUUUUUUUGCAGAAGUGUUUUUAACCAUUUAGCAUUGAAUGAAGUACAGCCCAGCUUGAUUUUUAACUCAGUACUCCCUAAUCAUAUGUUCACAUGACAGCAGCGCACCUUCAGAUUAGCUAUGUAGUGAGUAGUACAUGGUAUGUUUCAUCACUAACUUUCUCCAAACCAAAGGGGUGAACUGUUGGGUUCAGUCUGUUACGUGUAAGUUAUUUUAGUGCAAGGUAGCUAGCCUUGUGCUUAAACCCCCAGCCUCUACCCCUAGAACCUGUCCAGCAAGGGUGGCCUUACCAGGAGACAUUGCUCCUGCCAGUGUAGCUCUCUUGGUUUAACUUAGACAUUCAUACCAGCUCUCUGACCACAAGAAGGUGGCAAUCUGCCAGGGGGAAUUAUUUUGUUUACCCUGUUUACAGCAGUAAAAUUUUAAUUGUACUUAAUUCUAGAAUCUGAAGAGCGAAAAAGAACAAAGGCGGCAAUGGUAAGUUUGGAGUUCCAUCAAUGAUCACCUUUUCUUGGGGAUGCAAAAGGGUUUUAAAUUUUGAAAACGAAAUAAUAUGCUGCUGUACAUCCAUAUUUAUACCCAAUAAUAAGAGGGUAUAUAAAUGGGUGAAAUACAGAAAGUUCAGAUAUUUUCAGGAAAAAUGGUUUGCAAAUUAAACUUUUCAUUUCUUCCUAUUUAUUGGCAAAAAUACUAUUAUUUGAUUUAAACCUAGAUCUCGUCUUUGAGAGAAUAGUCAAAAUAAUUGGACUGAAACUAUUUCAUGAAAGAAUCAAAUGAUCUGAUGAAAGAAUCAAAAGAUGAAGGUGUUGUUCACGAUCAAACCUGAAAAUUAGCAAGUGAGAAUUCAUUGGUAUUCAUCAUCUCUCAGGAUCAACUAGCUGAAUCUUGCAAUAUAACUUUCAGUUUUUAUUUUGGUGGAAAUGCUUGGCUAAUGAUUUUAACUUUUUAUCUUUCUCCAGGAACUUUUAACAUCAGAGGUUUCAUAUUUCAACGGAUUAAAUCUCUUGUCUGGGGUCAGUAUGUAGUCUGCAAUGUUAUAUUUUAAUAUCAAUCUUAAUGUAAGCAUACAUAAUUAUCAUUACAACAGGAUCAUUGUCACCAUUUUGAUGAUAACUUUAGUCUUGAUGUAGACAUCAUUACAGUGCAUGCAUGACCAAAAACUGGGAGAUUCUAACGCACACAUCCCCUUUAAACAACUGUCAUCGGCCAGCAGAUGUCUAGCAAAUGGCAACAGUCACCAACAGACUACAGAAAGUAUAUAAAUCAUAGCUGAGAAAAUUACCAAACAUUCGGUUAUGUGUCUAGCUAUAAGCACUCAGUGUAAAUGUAACAUUUAUCUGAGAACACACUAAGGGUAAUGUGUGAAGAAGUAGCAUCCUGUUUAGCACCAAGCAAGUCUAAAUGAAGUUUUCUCUUAAAAUCAGGAGCAACAUUUACUCUCAGGGGAUAAUAAUUUAUGAGAAAACAGUCAUAGGUAUAGAGUAAAUCACUCUAUACCCUGGAUGCCAGAGAUUAGCCUGCUAGCAAGUUGAAGAGAGAUGGCCAUUGUGCAGAGGUGGCUGUUAGUGGAGGUUAGACUGUAGAGCCAAAAGAAAUCCCUCACAGUAACAGUAACUGUAACUGUUGAUUCCCCACUUGCUUGUCCUAUUUACUUUCGUCAUGUGAGACACGACCUACGGUUUUUCGUCCUUAUCUGAGAAGACUAAAAAGUCUAAUCAUUUGCAGAUGCCUUUACAAAGGCAACACUUUCUUCUCAGUUAUUUAAAGACCCUGAAUGUUGGUCAGACCGGGGUUUGAACCCACAACCUCGCGCACGGGAGACCGGCACUCUCUUAACUGAGCUAAAACACCCUGUACUGGACUGGCAUCCUGUCCAAAAGGUGAAGGGUGGGGGCUGGUUACGUAAUACUCAGCCUGGGUUCUUUAUGCAACAGUAAUAGCUAGGGAUGAGGUCUGGCUGAGUGCAUGAACCUUGUGGUUCAUUUUUCGAGACGUGUCUACCUUUUAACUGUUAAGGCAAACUUGCAUUUUCUUCACACUACUGAGCACCAUAAUUUAGUAUGUCAUAAUGAAUCGAUUUUGUCUUUUUUCGUUGUAGCAUUACAUAAGACCUCUCAGGAAACUUCGAAUUAUAUCCAGUGAAGAUCUUAAAAAAAUAUUUGCAAAUGCUGAGGUGCGUAAGUGUAUUAAACACAAGAGCAAAAUGAUAUUGAAUAAUGACCAAAUGCUUUAGUAACAUUUGUUCCAGAAAUUAUUUUAUGUGAUGAUUUCAAUACUGAAAAUCAAAUCUAAAUCAAAAAUGUAAACUGUUGAGCCAUGUGGGUAGGUCUCCGUUAAUAAGUGUAUUAUGAUAUUAUUAAUUCUUAAAUCUCCUUUGCAGUCCUUAGAAACUAUAAGUAAAGAACUGGUUGCAAAGCUUCAAACACGUUUGGCCCACUGGGAUGUGAACACAACAUUGAUUGGAGAUAUUCUUGUAGAAAUGGUGGGUACUUGACAAAAUGAUAACUUUUCACAUUAAUUUUGUCUUAAACUAUGUUGAGGCCCUUCCAGGGGGGGGGGGAGGGUCCCAUGUCGCCCGUCUGAAUUUUAAAACGUCUCGUUUCGGUGUUUAGAAACGCUUGUCACUUAUUGUCGGCUUUGCCGUCACUGUCGCAAUUUGGCUGAGGGAGGUUGUCUCAGGUCGCAAUUUCAUUUUACGCGCUGUCACUACUUUUUGGGCCAUGUCGCUUGUCGAAAUUUACCCUGGCAGGGCCUCUAUGUUGUCUGAAAUUUGCUGAUCUUUUAAUAAAAAUUACAUGCAUUUUGUUUUGCAGUUUUCUUAUGUGAUGAUGUUUGAACCUUAUUUCAAGUCAAGGAAGAGAGGCAACGAGGUAUGAAUUGUAAAAGUAACAUUAUCAAGCAGGUACUUGCUAACACAAGGCAUCACGUUGUCAAUUGAUUAGUGCAAAUCAGUUAUAUGUGAUGGAGAAUUGUAUCAACUAUGGCUCGACACGAUUUCACACCAGGAUGGGUUGAGAAGGUCCCAGGGUCGUUCCUUUCAGCUGGGACCCAUAUUCAGAACAAAGAUUACUCAAAAUAGUAUUCAUUACAUUACUCCAGAUUCCCCCUCAGCUCCUCUGUAAUGGUCGAACCUGCCUACCAACCCACAUCUGAUGAUGUGGGUAGGGGAGUUUUAAAAGUAUGCUUUUUAAAAUAAGUAUUUUCUAUACAUGCAUUGUAAUAAACCUAAGUUAUUAUAAAAACAUUGUACUGCUUCUUAGUGUUUUCACAUCCUUUCAUCACAGUUGUUAUAUCAGUUUGAUAGACUUCUGAUUGGUUUUCUUGAUAAUUGCCGUUAUAUUAUUAUUAUUGUUAUUAUUAUUAUUAUUAUUAUUAUUAUUAUAAAUAUUUCUGAUAUGACAGCUGUCAAAUCUGCUGUCACAUAAUUUGUUUGUCCACUAAAAAGAAUGAAGCUAUUAGAUUGUAAAGGGAGUAUUUUAUUUCUGACAGGUAAAAGUAAAAUUAGAAAAGAACAAUGAGAAGUUUCGAAAUUUUUUGGCGAAGGUAAGGUUUACUGUCUGUAAUGGGUAAUGAUCAUGUUAACUUCAAUUAUUUAUAUUAAGGAAUUUACCCUCAGAGUCUCUGCUAAGGCACAGUAAAUUUAAUUUCCCUGUCAGUCUUAAACCUAAUGGACCUUAUUCACGAUACCCGCCAUCUUUGCACGCUCUUUAGGAUUGAUGGGAUAAAAGCAAUGUUAUGUGGUAUUUAAGGGGGCAAACAAAAGAUGAAAUUUGCCAAAGUGAGAAAUUGCGGUCGACUUAGUUUAUUCUCUCAAAAUGAAACAACGAUUUAAUAGUAAUGCAAAAUGUACAGCUUGAGUUUCGACAAAAUUAAUGUCAUUAUUGUUUGCUGUAAAGACAUCUACUGUCGCCACUGCAUUGAAAAAGUAACAAUAAUUACCUCCACCCAGGAGUGGUCAUUAUUGUCUUUAAUAUAAAAAGUUGUUCAUUUUCUGUCGUCAAGAAUAAACAAACUUGACUGCGAUUUCUUGUAUUGGAAGAAUUUAUCACUUGUUUGCCCCCUGUCAGAAGCCACGUGACAUCACUUUUAUCCCAUCAGUCCUUAAGCGUGUGCAAAGAUGGCAAGCGUGGUGAAUAAGGUCUAUUAGUACUCUACUGUCGUUGUGGCAGACUGUUUUGCAUUAAAUUUUGUAAGAAUACAGCCACCUCGUUAUUACGGCCACUUUUUUUGGCCACCUGGCAAAAACCGCCAUAUAUACAUUUAACUGUAAAAAAAACCUUGUUAAUAUGGCCGUCCUGUUAAUGUGGCCAAUGUUUUUGGCCCAGUGACCAAAAAACCAUCUUGUUGAAUCAUUUUAAUUAGUAAACUAAGUAUUAUAUAUAAACAUGCAUUCAGAUGUUGAAUUUAUGUUCAUUUUCUUUUUUUACAAAAACAACUUUAUCGGGAUGAUAUAAUUUCUGGUACCCAGUUCCUGCCUGAUCUAAGUUUGCAUCGUGGCCUGCAUUAUCAGAUCAAAAACAAAUAACAGAAAAUAACAUAACAAGUACAAAUCCCAGCUAGCUAGAAGCAAACCAUUUGGCUAUUUACACUUAAGACCAAGGAGUUGAACUCAUAAGAUACCGAGAACAAAUCCAGCUAGAAGUUGGGCAGGAUUUGAACUGGUGGCCCCGAGAGGUGUUAAAAUUUUAUAACCAUUUGGCCAUGUUAUCCUCCAACUGAAAAUGUUAUAACGGCAAUAUUGAAAUCAUUUUUUUUUUUUUAUCUCCCAUUUUAGGUGAAUUGCAACCAAACAUUGGACUCUUUACUUCUAAUGCCAAUACAGGUAAAAACUGAUGUGAACACUUUGAUGUCAAAACUCCUAACAACUUUACAGGAGUUGGGAAGAUAAUAACAGUCUACGAGUUGUUGCGUGAUAAUUUCCUUAUGAUCGUGGAUAGUAGUCCUGAAGCCCUGCGGCACUGGCUACUCUCAAAAAAAAGUUUUUGAAGUGGGAUAAUAAAGCCAUCAUUUGUCAUUUUAUCUGCUUCCCAAUGCUUUGUUCCACAAGAGCAAACUUGUGAUGCAAAUGGCAGUAAAAAGAAAUGUCAUCGUAAAUGCUAAAAUUUCUUUCCCUAGUCUAGUCUUUCGGGAACCUCCACAUUAAAAUUUUCCCCACCCUUCAAAUGAAAGGAGUGCGGCUCCCCUCCCAUACCUAUGAAAGACAUGUUGCUUGACGUAAUAAGUUGCCGUCUUCAUAAUGUUUUUCUCCUUCUACAUCAAAUUUUUUGGAGAACCCUGAUUAGGGUGUACAAUAUGUCAGCAUCACCAUGCAUACAGUGAUUUUCAUGCACACUCGUCUAUUGCUUGUGUCCUUCUAUCCUUAAGGAAAAUGAGCGACUGUUCUUAAGCUAUGUUUAUCUAAGGCCCAGUUCAAAUGUCAAACGUUUAUGAGAAGAACCUAAUGGAUGAAUUUCUAUGAUUUAUUUUGAUUGGUAAGCAUUGUAUAUCAUUGUACAUUGUGAAAAUGAAUUGAGUCCGACUUAUAAAGUUCGACGCGUGAAUCAACAUGAACUUAUUUCAUCUGGGUAAACCCAAAUAAGUAUCAAGUUCAGUACAUCAAAAGUUCAAAGUUUGAACUGGGGCUAAGAACUUUAAGUUUUAAAUGUUGGUUAUGAUAAAAUUGACAUUAAGUUAAUUCAUAUUACGAUUGUCGUUUUUAACGUUACAAUCUUUCAGAGGGUUCCUAGAUACGAGCUGAUAUUAAAGGAAUUAGUGAAAAGGACAAGUAAGGUUAGUGUUGUGUAUCACACACUCUAAAAUUUACUUGUAUUACUUGAUUUUUUUUGAUGUAUUACUGGAAGGUGUUAUUAAAUUGUUUUUUUAAUACUAAUUACCAGGUAUUGUUUUGCUUUGGUGUGACAAAGCCAAUUAGUUUUAAAUUAAAAUGCAAUGUUAGAAUCUUAUAUUUGCAAAUUAUAUAAUUAAUGCUUUCCAAUCAAAUAGUUUAUUUUACCCUUAAGUUGAUCAAGUCACAAUAGGUGAAAUCUUAAAGAACUAAGGGUGGUUUUUAAAGUAAAAUGGUUACAGUUUUCUUGUGUGAUUCUUAUUUUAAGGAUCAUCCUGACUACGAUAACUUAACAGAAGCAUUGAGCAAAGCACAGAAGGUAAUCUGGAGAUUAAUUAAGAGUGCAAAUUGUCUUUCGUAUUUUACCUAUCGUAACAUCUUAGUUACCUCUUUAACUUAUAAAAUUUAUUACAUAUGGUAGGAUUAAAUUUUAUCCAAGUAGAAAUCUUUACUAUGGUGACCAUCUUUUUAGGAACUCAUAGUUGUACGAUGGAGGGCCUGACUUCAAAUGCUCCAAACUAGGCAGGUGUUUGUUUCCAAACCAUGCUAGGUUGGUGUGGGUACACACUUAUCACUGAUCAAAAUAUUAUUUAAGUAUUUCUAAUGAAUCCAAUGGCCCCAUAUUAAUGCUUAGCUUUUAGUUUACUUGUCUGUUCUCUUUAACGAAUUUUGUUAUUAGAGAUUUUAGACACUCAAACUUUUGACUACAAGGUUGGAUACUUUUUGGACUUAUCUUUAAAAUUUUUAAGGGAGAUCAGCUGAGCAACAGGAAGAAAAAGAUAAAAAGAAAAAAAAAACUAAGGAAAAAAUACUUUAUUUUGACAGACGGCUGAAGCCUUAAAUGAGCACAUUCGUCAAAUAGAGAAUGAAACAAAAGUUGUUGAAGUCAUAAAGAGUUUUCCCAAUGAUGAACUGGUGAGUUUGACAGUCUUCAGUAAGUGUUUUAAAGUGCAUUAGUUACACUGGCAAGUUUUGCCUGAUUUGAAAAUCCAUUUUAUUUGCACUAUCAAGAAAAACUUGCCAAUGUAAUUGCAGCUUAUUAUUUGUCUCAAUGUUCCACCAUGUAUUAUCUUUUCAAUUUACAUUAAGUUGAUUUUAAAAGUGAAAUUUGAACGUUUUAUAUUCAACAGAAUCUUAUUCGACCUGCUGUGCUUAACAGUCCAGGUAACAGUUUUAUUUAAUCUGUUAUUUUCUACAUUGUAACAGAUAGUUAAUACUUUAUUUAAAAUAUUUUAAGAGGUGAAGUAUAUUUUUAUACUGAAUUAAUUUUCUUUUUCUUCCUACCAAAUUGACUUGAAUGAAUAAAUUAAUUUAUUACAUGGUGCUCUACAAUAAGUUAUGUUAAUUAUUAAAAUAAUUUUGUAACAUGAUUGAAAUGUUAAUGCUCUGUAAUUAAACCUUGUACGAUAGUAACUUGUGGCAUAUUAAGCUGGUCAUUGCUUUCUAACAGGCUAUUAAUACUAACAAUAUUUAAGAAGCUAAUGCCUGCAUUCAACCAUCAACAAAAUUUAAUAUUUUUAGGAUUCACAGGUUUAACAAGUUGCUUUUUUGCUUUGUUCUGGUGAGUUGAAAAAUAUUCUUGAAAAUGUUGCUGUCUGUUUUUAGGAAAGCAGUUAUUUGUUGGAUCAGUGCGUCUAAGGUAAUAGUUUGUAUACAAAGUGCAUGGGAUCAAAAAUCUAAUGUUGAUGUCCAUAAUCACAUACCACACAGUUUUCCAUGCAUGUCCUAUGACAUGACUGAUCGAGAUGGUGUGGAAAUGACCACUUUCAAUGCAUGCUGAUAAUUUGCAAUCCUAUGGCAUUUGUUAUAUAUGUUUUGUAGGAUUUGCCCUAGCUACCAUAAGCAUCACCCCUGUCCCCCAGCUACUUUCAUAGGAGACAAAGGGAAAAUAAAAGCAAAAGGACUAGCCUUGCUAACAGUUCAAUUCUCUGCCUGUUAGCCAUAUCUGUCUCUUGCCUUCCUUUUCAUAAAUUUAUGUUUUACCUGUGUGCACCUCAAUGUUUCUGAUACCACAUUAUGUUACUUAAUAAACUGUCAAUUUUAAAAGGUAAUUGGGGUGUUUUCUUCAAUUAGGAAACAUGAUAAAGACCAUAUGGCAACUUUAUCAAAAAGCCUCAAAAGGUAGGAUGAAUAUAAUUUUAUGUUACGUAGUUUACCAUGAAAACUUAAUUAUUAUUAAUAACGAGCUUAUAUCGUUGCAUGUUAUAAGGUGUUGCUCUAAGAAAACAAUUCAAGCAGCCCAACUGAGUUGUAACAUGUGAAAUUCAGGGAUCUAUAAAUGAAGAACUUUUCCCAAGGGAACUUUAGCAAGUCUUCAGUAGCACUGCUCAGCCAUGAUGCCAUUCUACACGCAAUGGCCUAAAGUUGAUUUAUUCCGUUAUCUAUUUGCUUCUCUUAGCCACUGAACACAAAAAGAAAAUUUAAUAGUAAAAGGAAAAAAUGCCAAAAAUUGAUUUGGUCAUAGUUUGGUAAUUAAAAAAGAAAACAAACUAUAAGCUGGUUGAUUUAACAGGAUCUCUCUUCCGUUGAUGGACACCAUUGACACAUCUCCCAACUUGCCUCGACGUGGCUCAUCAGCAGUUGCACAUGACUCUCGCCCUAAGAGUGCUGAGAAUAGUGACAGUGACAGUGACACAGAGACCUCAUCAUUAGGAGAUACAUUUAUAACAAGGUAGCUACUAAACAUAGUGUGCAAAGAAAGAAGUGUCUGGUCUAGUGAAGUCAGCUGUAUAUUGUGCUUGUGAAUUCUGUUUUUAACUUGCCAGAUGGACAUUAGAGGUGAAGAUUUUGGGAAAUUCAAAUUACAGAAGAACUGUAAUAAAUCGUGCUAUUCAAAAACUUUUUGUGGGCUAGUUGAAAUGACUUUUGGGCUAGUACAUGAUAGCUAAAGUUUGCUGGAAUAGCAAGUUGAAAAACUGACUUUCUUUGGGCCCUGUAAGUAGUUUAGCUCUGGCCUGAUGGGCCUCUUGGCUCGUUUGCAGACUUCACCUACUAAACAGUUUGCCACUCUUGUACAAUAUGAAGUGGGAUACUUUGGCUUAGGAUCAUACUCCGCAGGUUUAUGGCCUUGGUCGAUAAAAUGAAAGUGCACCUUGAGUGCAGUUGUUCCUGUAUAGUAGCUCACUAUGUAGUUCCAGCAUAUAUCCUAACCCCCCUCCCCCAUGGAGGAGAAUAGUACACUUUUUCAAGGGGCCGUGGGAGGUCUCAAAGACUCAAAGCAAUGCAUGAAGCUUAAUUGCAAUUGGAAUUCCACAGGAGAGGGGAUUUAUAGAGCAAAUACCUCCCCUUGGUGUGCACGGGUAUAUGGAUAUUUUCUGGAACUACUCAUUUACUAUUAUAAGAGUGUCCAAAAACAGUACUAAUUUAUUGACCUCUAAUUUUCAUUUAUUUAUGAAAUACUGAGGGACAAAUAAACAAAUGCCAUGUGAGGUCUUAUGUGAUUGGUUGCACCAUAGGAUUUUGCAUGCAGAGAUCCACAGUAUUUGUGGACAGAGUUGACUUAUGGUCAGCUUUUGUAGUAUCUAGAAGCUUUCACUUUUACGACCAGUCCUGUGGCUGGAAGUUCUCUUCAACCUAGACAUAAGCCCAGCCUAUUUGAUGUUCUGAUUAAAUAAGUAGGCAGGUUUAUUUGUCAUCCAUUUUUGUUAACUCAUUUUGUACCACCCAUUGAAGCAAACUAAAAAAUUCUCCUUUGUUUUUUCAGUACAUAUAUUUAUGACGGUGAUGUGGAGAGGGUGACCAAAAAAGCCACUGGCUCCAGUGAGGGUGGAAUGGUGCAUGAAACAGUUGAAAGGUCAGUCUGAAUUGUGUGUAUAAUAUUCUACAAUGCAGCAAUGCUGUAUACUCCCUAUCUUUAUUGAACUCAAUUUGGUAAAAAAAAAAUAGUUUGCUGAAAAAUCUCUCAGUCAACAGUUUGCGGGCAGCUUUUUACGGACAGUUUUUAGAGAGUGUACCAGUUAACAAUCUAUGGUAUGAAAACAAGAGUUCGACAAAUUAGAGACAAAUGGGGUUUAAAAUUGAAGAAAUUAGGAGGCAGUGACACAAGUAGUUACAAAUAAAAAUCUCAAUAAUCUGAUAUUUUGUUUAUACCUGUGAGAAAGAUAGUAUUUCAGCUAUUUUUUCAAAGAUCUGUUUCAGCCUGAUUCAUCUAAAGUUGACAAGUUCUCACUGUCUUUUUACAGACAUCUCUUCUUAUUUAAUCAUGUCUUACUGGUUGGCUUGGUAAGUUGAUUUAGUGUGCGGUAUCCAAUAUUUGAUUUUUUCUUUUCCCUGAACUUUCUGACCUUGUUUGAAAUAAUAAAAUAAAAUACAAUAAAUAAUUAAUUUUCCAUUAUUUAUCAUUGUUUCAUUAAUUAUUUUCCAGGCAUCAGAGAAUCUUAUAACAGGAAAGAAAACAUAUAAACUCAAGCACAACAUUCCUCUCGCACAAGCAUGGGUUACACCCCCCAGUGCAUAUUACACUAGCCCACCAGAAAAUAGUAAGUUGUAAUGGAUAUUAAUGUCCAUUAAUACUAAUAAAAACCCCCAUCCUUGGGGACCCAGGGGCAGUCAGUCGGGCUGGCAGACAAAGUGCAACAAAAGUUUUUAAGCACGGGCAGAAGAGCCCCUGAGGACCGACUCUCACCUGACCAUUUCCAAACAGUCAAGUGAAUGCUGGCUCCUGAUUGGGCACAAAAAAUGGUUGGUAUUAUUGUGCCCAAUCGAGGAUCAAAAAACCCCUGCCCUGGAAUUGUGUGUUUCAAAGAUCAAGAAGAAUAACUUGUAAACUUACUUCUGCUUUGAUGUCCAACUUGUUGAUUGUUAUUACAUUACAGUGUUUAUUCUUGGAACACCAACUCAAAUCUACAAAUUCUUAGCACCUUCGGAGAGAGAAAAAACAACAUGGGUUAAAAAACUUAAAACAUACAUUGAGAAAGAAAAGCAAGCAUUUGUUGAGGUAAAACAUUUGAUGCAAAUAUCACUGGUAAUAACAUUUUGUGUUAACGUCUUCCUACUUAUGAAAAUAUUUAAUGAUAUUCAUUUGUAAACUCUUAUUUUGAACUCAUGAAGAACUUAUGAGGAGAAAAAAAGAAGAUAUCAUUGCUGUGAGGGAGGUUUAAAUUGCAGUAUGUAAUUACCUUAAAAUUAUUAUAUAAUAUUAUAUUGGUUAGCUUUUGCUUUGACUAUCUUCAAGAAUCAUUUUUAUUUGAGUAGUUAUUAAAAUCAAACAAUCAACACAGUGGUGGUCUGAUAUUAUACAAUGUACUUUGGUUGGUCUAAAUACUUUGAUUCUCUGCUAAUAUCUUCUAUAAGCAGACACUGUGUCAUUGUCCCAUUGACAUAUACAAAUGCUGUGUUUUUAACCGCCCUUUGGCUGAUACCUCUUGCAAGGGAUUGUCGAAGUAAGCAUAGCUUGAAUAAGAAAGGGUAUAUAUAUGUACUGAACAUUAAAAUAAUACUAAUUACUUUAUUUGUCACUUGCAGUUUUUUAAAGGGUUACCAGUUCCAGAUGAGCAGUUUUUGGCAGUUUCAAUACAAUCUAAAAUUGAUUAUCACAAGACAGUUGACCUAGGUAUAUUUUAUGUUAAAAUUCAAUAUUAUUAUUAUUAACCAUACAUACAGCAUAUUGGUACCGAUAUUAAUAUUAAAAUAUUCUACGGAACAAAUCUUCCUCAAAGGAAAACAAUUAACCAAAUUGAAGUUUUUAAAGUAGUCAGACUACACCACUACAUGUUAUGUAAGUACUUUAAGUGAUGCAAGUACUUACAGACAGUCAGCCAUUCAGUCAAUCAGUCAGUUAGUCAGCUGGUCAGUCACUGAGUCUAUCAGAUCAAUCAGUGAGUUAAUCAGUCAACAUCAUUUUCUCCUCAGCUAGACAAUCAAAUUGUCAAAGGCAGGCAAUCUUAAACCAUUCAACUGUUCUUAAAAAGAAAUGUAUGGAGAUCAGAUGGUUUAAUCAGUCAGUUUAGAUCAUUUAACCAGUUAAUGGUUAGUCAGUUAAUUAGUCAGUCAGUCACUUGCCCAAUCAGUCAUUUAGUUGGUUUAAGUCAGUCAUCACUCAGUCAGUCUUUCAGUCAGCCAGUCGGUCAGUCAGUCAGUCACUCAUUCAGUCAAUCAUUCGGUCAGUCAGCCAAAAUCAGUCAGUUAGCCAGGCAGUCUAUCAGAAAGUCAGUAAGUCAAUGAGCCAGCAGUUAGUGUUGGAGUACUCAGACAGUCAAUUGGUCUUGCACAGUCAGCCAUUCAGUAACUCAAAGUUUAUCCAUUUCAAGUACUUAAAAAUAUUAUUGUUCUGAUUCGAUUUUUAUGUGACUAUCACCUUUUGAAUUUAGAAUUGAACCUGAGACAAGGUGAAGAAGUUCUUAUCAUUGGGAUCAAAUCUGGGGGUUUGUGGCUGCCAGUAAGUAAAAUUGUACUUUUAAAAGUGUUGCUGCCUUGGUUGUACACUGUAAAAAUCAGUGACAGCUAGCUUGGAUUUAAGGCAUAUUUGCCUGGUAAUGUUGUCAACUGUUACUGAGAUAUGAUUGUUCAAAGACAUAUAAAAUUAUAAAAUGCACUGCCCUUUCUGUUUUGGCUCUACUUACUCUACUUAUAUUGUUAUGCCUGUCUUUAUCGGGCAGAAACAAUCUUGUUGGACAUUAUUACUUUGGAACACAACUAAUAAAAUACACCCCCCAAAAUGCUGAAAGUUUAAAAAACACCCUAAGCACUCAUUCAGCCUCCAGAUUCUUUUACUAGGGCGCUUAAUAAAUGAUUCAAAGGUGUGUUAAUAAUUAAAAAUAAUAUGAUUAUUUUGUAGGGGUUAUAUGCUGUGAAUGUUUGUGAAAUUGAGUUGGCAUGGUAGGUUACUUGCCUUUUAUUUUGGUUUGCUUGAUUGUUUGUAUAAAAGCAUGUCAAUGUGCUAUUUCUGGAUGGUUAAUUAUUACACUGAUCAAUAAAAUAAUGAUUAGUUUCUUGUCUUUCACAUAAAUAGUUUAAGUUUAUGCCCUGUUUUUGACCUUAAAGUAUUCCAUUUAAAACAGACAUUUUUCCUCAGGGAUAGAAGAGCGAGUGAAAUGCGAGCGCGUGUGAGAAUCACACGACACGAGAAAAGGUGACACGUGUCACCUUUUCUCGCGUGGGGUGAUUUUCAUGCGUGCUCGCGUUUCGCUCGCUCUACUAUCCCUGAGGAAAAAUGGGGACUACUCAUUGUCUAAAACAGACAUAUCUGUGUAAUCUUUCUACAGGUGGCCUGGACUCCACAAAGGCAGAUUUGGUUGGUUUCCAGGUAAGAAAAUGAAUUCAGCAACUAAACAACAAGGUCACACUAGAGACUUUACUAUGGUAAAAAGGGCUUUACUAUGGUAAGUCUCGUAACGUCUUCUUUACUGUAGUAAACCUGACAGGUCAUGUGAAACUUUCCAGGCGUUUUUUCUCGCGUGAUCGGUGACAUGAGAGUGAAAAGUAAAAUGAUGACAUGCUAUGAGAGCUGACUAAAUUGAAAUUACUGAACUGUAACUUCCUGAGCGUGACCCUCACAAGUGUACAAAGAUGGUUCAAUGUGAGAGAGUAUUGUUUUCUGUUGUGAGCAUUUUGCUUUUAAUUCUGCUGCUCAGACGAGCAAGAAGAAUGCGCUCCCUUAUUACCUACCUUGGUUUCGAAUACGAAGUUAGUGAAGAUGUUUUAGUGACAGGUUCAUUGAUUGCCCAUCGAAGACAUACUCCUAGAGAAAGAGCAGCAUUGCGAAGGCAAGCGUGGGUUUACCCUCGACCCCAAGAAUGGUUUGAAGAAAUGCACAGAAACAGAAACCUUGAAGCACUGUGGAAAAAGCAAUCACCAAUGUGCUAAAGCUAUUCUGUUAUGUGACCCCUUUUGAAACUACUUUCCUCAAAAAUCAUGAAAAACUGUCAACAAAACAAACAAAGUUUAGAUAGACUAGAGAUAUACCCACCUAUUUUUUUUGGUAACCAGAUGGUUAUCGGUGGUGGGUCAUCUUUGUUCUUUCUGCAGUAGUCAUGGAAAUUAACCAGGGUAGAGUUUACAAUAGUAAACUGAAAAAUGCCGGUCACACUUACGGCGCCGUUUACUAUGGUAAACUUGACUUUACUAUAGUAAACUUUCUCUAGUGUGACCUCAACCAAUGAAAUAUUAAUUUUUUUUGAAAUGAUGUUUUCUGCAAGUUAUGGCUAUCAUCAAUGACCCAGCAUCUGUACUGGGAUGACUCACUGUCAGGUGAUAUUGUUGAUAUCUUUUCCUACAGCUCAAUGUGUAACUGGGCCUGAUGUCACAAGUAUCACUUCCACAAAUGAGGUGAGUGCAUGGUGUUAACUGUAUAUAGUUAUACAUAAUAACAACUGGAAAGUUGUUGUUAUCGUGAGAUCUAACUUUAACUAAUAACUUUACUAACGAUAUUAAUAAUAACUUUUAACAAUGAUAAUAAUAAGUAAUAAUAAUUAUAAUCCAUCAUUAUUUUCCUUUUUAACACAGUUUACUGUAGUUUAAAUCUUUGUCUUUUGUUGUUUUUAGUUUCAUCCUAUUCCUGUGGCUGUUGCGCUGAAUGUUAUCAAAAGAACUAUGAUGAAAUGGGUAGGUGAAAUUAUUGAUGGAUUAGCUGAGUUAAAUGCUUAUUGUUGUCAUGAGGAUGAUUUUCACUUGAAUUUUGCAUCUUCAAGCCUUUAUGGACAACUUAUCCAUCCCUAGAACAAUCAGUCUUUUAAGGAAAAGAUUGAAACAAUAAUGGUAACACGGUGAAACCUCUAUUAAGCGGACACCCUCUAUGAAGCAGACUUUCAGCCGGGUCCCGAAAUUAAUGUGGACACGGACACUAAAAUAAAUAUUAUUGUAUUUGGCUAAUUUCUAUUAUUAAAAACCUCUGUUAAGCGGACACCAGACUGAACUGACAAUAGUAGUUUUGGAUUACGUCCUUAAAAUACGUACUGUAGUCGAUUAAUAAGGAUAAAUCGGUACAUUUAGCUGUCAAUAAACUGUAGAUUAGACCAAUAUCUGGCCGUAUGAUUGUCAUCUGCAAUCAAAGUUCACCUAAAGUCUUGCACAAAGUACAGCACAUCUUCCUUACCUUCCUUAACAACAUGGAGCUUUAUCACAGUACAGAGUAACUGUUGAAUGUUAAUCGUUAACAACGUUAUGGAGUUUUUACAAACCUCUAUUAAGCGGACACCCUCUAUUAAGCAGACACUUGGGAAGGUCCUGAAGGUGUCCGCUUAUAGGGUUUUCACUGUAUCAUAAUAGAAAUGAAACAUUGAUAGAAUAAACUAAUCCAUGAAAUGCUGCUUUAUCAACCUUGUACCCAGUACCUCUUCUUCCCAUCUGCUUUAUCUGUUGCUUCUGGGUAGCUCCAGGGAUGGAAAGAAGUCAAAGUACUCUAGAAAUAAGUGCUUUAAUAAAUUAUUUAUUACCUGCAGAAUGCUGUCUGUAUAUAUUGAUGAACAAAUAUUAAAAAGUGAUUAUUUUUCUUUUUGACAGACCAGCAGCAGUGCUGCCAUUCCAAUAUAUGAGGAUCCAAUGACAUUAAAGGUUUUUAAACCAGACAAAACAUUCAAGGUGAAAAAUGUCUUUGUUUUUAUGAGUCACUGUCUUGCUCCAAGUUGCUUUUAUGUUUUAUUAAUUUGAUUUUCACUCAAGUUUAUGUCAGCAAUUCUUUGUAUACCUGACUCAUCUUUGCAGGAGGGUAAACAAAGUUUUUACUUAAUGUUUUACUUUCCUUUAGCUUAUCUUGUGUUAUGUAUAGUGCAAGUGGUACUGUUAUACGAAUUAUUGUUUUCAUAAAUAUUUAAGUCUUCUCAAUAUUUUUUCUGUUUGCAGACUUGUAAAGUACAUACUGACUGUUUGGUUUCAGGUGUUUUGCAGUAAGUGUGGCUCAGUGUCAUUUUAACCAAGAUGAAUUAUUCCACAAUAUUUUGUUUUCUUUGUUUACGUUAUUGCAGAAUUCUAUUGCCAUGGCUCUUAAAUUUUUAGAAAACUCUAGUAUGUAACAGUGCUGUGACUGUUACUUGACCACAGGCAAAUUACUUUCAAGCUGGUAUAAGGACUAAAUGUUUGCAAUAUUUACUAUAAAGACUGGACUAGUAAAUUUCAUGUAUUGAACAAGUACUUGACAUUAUAUGCUGUUGGUCCUAGUAAUGAACUGUGAAAGCUGCCAAAAAUUUAAGUGAAUAUUAUUAAAAAUGUUUCAUUGCUUCAUUGUAAUAAGGACUAUGAUUAUUUGAUGAACAGAAGUACAGUCAAACCCUAUCAGUGCUCACCUCUCCGCCCGGGUUACUUUUUUCAUCCUGGCUGACAGUUCAUACAUUCACUUACGCUUUGCUUUAUUGUGAAUUGCCUUCUUAUGUUUUUAUUGUACAGCCAGUACACAAGGCACAAGAGUUUUGCUGGGGGAAAUAUUGAUGUAGCAGUGUUAGAAUUGUGGGAAGAAUCAUUAGACGGUUCAGGUAAGAGCGCCAUCUGUCUUGGCUGUUCAAAAUGAUGAUGUGGAAGAUGUGCUCCUUGAGGCCGCAGAAAGGGAGCACCCAUGAUGACAUGCAGCCUCGUUUUCACCUUAGCCCCUAGGCUCCCAGGGUCAAUGUCACCUUGUGACUUACGCCAAGGUGAUCCCGUGAACAAGGCAGUAGUUGACAUCAACAGAUUGGGAGUUACAUUUACUUUUUUUUCCAUCACUGUUGAUGGGAAUAAUUUUUCAUUUUAUGAUAGUCUUGUGACAUGGAAGAAUGUGUCAUGAAGCCUUUUUCCACUCACCCUUUCAAUAUUACCAGUGUCAAAAAAAUGAAUUCCAUCCUCUGGUACCUAGAAUCUACAAGAGACUAGUAAAGAGCAUGGAAAAUGUGAGUGAAUCAUGAAAAGUGCUUUAUGAAGAUGGGCAAAACCCUGGUCUUCCUUUAACAGCAAAGGACUUUCACUGAGAACCAAAGUCUAUCUUGUGCCCAAACCCUUCUUCAUCAGUCUUUGAUCCCCUUCUUGACAGUUUUUUUUAUCCAGCUGACCAAACUGACCCAAGGUUGUGGAGAGGGUGAAAAGGAUUACAGAUAUCUUAAAUCUAUAAGGCUCAAAAAUAUAAGGUUGUGGAGAGGGCGAAAGGGAUUACAGAUAUCUUAAAUCUGCCUUCAUUGCCAUGCAAAGCACACUUCACCCCUCCCAAAAUAGCUCCUUUUAAAUGCUGUAAAAACCUGCGACUAAGAACUUGGUUUUUAAGAACCUAAGGCUAAAAUUUGCCAGCUAAGCCCCUUCUAUACAAGAACCUGUUUAGCCUAAAAUUUGAAACAGGUUCUUAUUCAAAAGUCAGGAUCCUCUUUGGAGACAUAGGUGCCUUAUUACUCCAACUGCAGUUGUAAUGGUAUACUGGUUUUACUUAAGGAAUGAGCUGAAUACCACUAAAUACUCUUAGCUACAAUGUAUUUUUUCUUCAGAAAAUUAGAACCUAUUUAAGAACCUAAAUAGCCUAAAUUUAUGCUAAUUACCAUUUAUGUAAGAACCUGUUUAGGCUAACUUGGGAAAAUGGAGGUUCUUAGUUGUGGGUUAUUACUGUGUUGCAGCCAGUAUUGUGUGGUUUUUGUUUUCGUUGACAUCCAACUUGAUUAUUCAUUCUACCCGUUACCUACAGUAUUAAUAUUCCUGUGUGUGAUAUACGCAGACUGCAGACUGGCAGGUAAAUGAGCUAAACAUUGUUGUGAGAUGAUUUAACAGAUUCCCUAUCCCUAAACUUUAUGGGCCAGUUAUUUUUAAACGGAAUUUAGCCAUUGUUUAACAAAACCGCAUUCUAAGUCAUUUUAAAUUUGCCCAAUGCUUUUAUUUAAACACCAUUUAUCGUUGACAGUUUCAUUAAAGUGUAUAGAGUAGACAAGAAAAGCAUUUAUCUUCUUAAAUUGACCCACUAAGGGAGAGAUCUGGAGGUUCAAAGAUUUCUUAAACCGUGGUCUAAGUUAGAGUUUGUUUAAAUAACCGACCCUAAGUCUUCUAAAAGGCUUGUUUUGGGGAUACGAAAUCUGUUAAAGCAUUUCACAACAAUGUUUACCUUGUUUGCCUGCCAGUCUACAAGUCUGCAGUCUGCGUUUGUCACACACUGCUAAUAUUCUUAUCUUUAAUAUUCAGUACGCAGAUGCCUGGACCCUGACGAAAAGCUGGUGGACAUUUUUACAAUGUGGGGAAAGUAUCAGGUAAAUAUUGUUUCCACACCGUUAUUCACUAAUUUGAUGGUUUGUUGUGUAUUUACCACACACUGAAAUAACACAUAAAAUAGUAAUUUUUGUGAGAGCAUUGAGCUGAUGGCUUGAAAACACAGAGCACUAAAUUUGUUCGGACUUCACUACAAAGACACUUAAAUUUCUUACAUAACAGCAUGGGCAUUUCUUAUAAAGGUUGAUAAAUGAUAUUUAAUGUGAUUAAGGGUUCUAGCUGUGAAACAUGGUCUGGAAUUUUGGGCUUUCCUGGCUAUCUAUUAUUAAUUUUGUUGGGCCAUGAAGGCCAAGAAAUCCUGUUAUUGCUAUUUUCAAGUCUGGAAAGCCAUGCUAUUGUGUCCGCAGUUACUGCAAUCACCUGGCCUUGACCAUACUUUUCCUGAUGCAAGGGCAGUGCAGCUAUAGUAAUUUUAUUUGAUUGGAAUUAAAAAAUUUAGUAAAUAUUCAAUGCUCAUGUACAAGUUGCACUAUACCUCUAACUAAAAGAAAGAAAACAGACCCACAGUUAUUACUUUGUUGAAACACUUGGCCAUCAUUACAUGUAUCUACCGACCAGAAAUAAAUUUAAGUAAUUUACUUGCAGUCAUAGCACAAACAUGUCAAUUCUGUGAACAGCAGUAAGUGGAAACUCUGAAGCCAAUCCAAGUUUUUUCGUUUUAUUUUCCUUUUUAGGACAAGAUGAAGCUUGUUAUUCACAGUUCAAAAGAAGGACAAAGAACCCUGUCUAAGAAAAGCAAAAAGGAUUCUAAGGACGAACCACCAACAGGAGAUCUUAUCACCUUUGAUUAGUGACAGUGGAUAUGAUAGUUUGAUGUAAAAAAAGUGCUGUUAGAUUGACCGGUAGUUGGAGAUGGUUCUCCUUGCAAUGUUUGGCUUGUCAGAUGUGUUGCCUUCUUGCUUCUUGUAAAUACCUUUUAGUUUCAU